Halteromyces radiatus is the source of this 855-nucleotide messenger RNA. RefSeq names its product Snf7-domain-containing protein. Gene Ontology annotation, biological process: protein transport; endosome transport via multivesicular body sorting pathway; late endosome to vacuole transport. The record is from RefSeq and is a predicted model, not a curated record. Gene Ontology annotation, cellular component: ESCRT III complex; multivesicular body. The transcript has 5 exons. The coding region runs from base 71 to 742 and encodes 223 amino acids. Lineage: Eukaryota; Fungi; Mucoromycota; Mucoromycetes; Mucorales; Cunninghamellaceae.
CUUACCCUCUUUUACAUCUACUGAAAUACCUUGAUAAUACUUUUUUUAUUAUAUUUCAUCCAUUUACAACAUGGCAAGUACUAUUAGUAAUAUACAACGCUUUUUUGGAAAAAAGACACCUGAUGAACUGGUUAAAAAAUGGCGACAAGAAAUCAGACAACAACAAAGAGCGAUACAACGUCAAAUACAGGCUAUUGAUAUAGAGGAAGUCAAAGUCAAGAAAUCAAUCAAACAAGUGGCAAAAAAAGGGGAUAUCAAAGUAUGCAAGAUGUUAGCGAAAGAGUUGAUACGAUCACAACAACAUAAAAACCGACUUUAUACAAGUAAAGCUCAAAUGAACUCUAUUAUUAUGCAACUGGAACAUCAACUUGCAACACUCAAGGUAGCAGGAGCAUUACAAAAAAGUGGAGAAGUGAUGAAAUUAGUCAAUUCCUUGAUACGAUUACCUGAAGUAUCUCAAGCUAUGCAACAAAUGUCAAUGGAAAUGAUGAAAGCAGGGAUUAUGGAUGAAAUGAUAGAAGAUACCAUGGAAACACUGGAUGAUGAUGAUAUUGAAGAAGCUGCUGAUGAGGAAGUCAAUAGUGUGUUAUUUCAAAUUACAAAUGGUUUACUGGGUGAAGCUGGAUCAGUUGGACCAGCAUUGGAGAAGAAACAAGAAGAACCAGUGGAAGAAGAAGAAUCUGAAGAAGAAGGUCCUGAAUUGGAACUUAUGCAAAAACGUUUACAGGCUUUGAAAGGAUAAUAGAUGAAGAAGGAGAUGGGAUUUUACAUGUAUUGUUAUUAUUAUUAUCUAUUUAGUUUUUUCAUGAUCGACUCAAUAAAGUUUGUGUUUUGAAGUCCGUCUGCGUCAAACGA